CGCCGCUGGCUUUUCCAGUUCACCCGAGAGGCCGAGAUCCGCGGCGCCGGGAGCAGAGCUGGCACGGGCGGCGCCCCCGUUCGCCAUGGACUCGCGCUUCGGCUUCCGACUCUCCGACGACGACAUGCGGUCGGAGAGCUCGCUGUCGCUGGGGGAGCGCCUCUGCAUGGUCUUCUUCCCCUUCGUCGCCAUCACGGAGGCCGUCUUCUUCGCGCUCACCGACUGCCUCGCCGUCCUCUGCCCCGGCUCCGACUCCUCGGCUGCCUCGCGCCGCUACGGCGCCGCCGCGUCCUCCGCCGCCGCCACCUUCCUCCCCGCAAAAAACAAGAGCUACCAUCGCCGCCGCCACUACCGACCCAUGCUACGCCGGGGCGGCUGGACCUCCCUCGACAUCCGCCAGCUCGCAAGCCUCGCCGCCGAUUCCCGAUGCUUCUCGGUGAACGAGGUGGAGGCGCUCUUCGAGCUCUACAAGAAGAUCAGCUGCUCCAUCAUCGACGACGGCCUCAUCCACAAGGAAGAGCUCCAGAUGGCUUUGUUCAAAACUCCAAGUGGCCAGAAUCUUUUUCUUGAUAGGGUUUUUGAUCUGUUUGAUGAGAAGAAAAAUGGUGUAAUAGAGUUUGAUGAAUUCAUUCAUGCUCUAAGUGUCUUCCAUCCGUUGGCACCUAUGGAAGACAAGAUCAAUUUUUCAUUUAGGCUGUAUGACUUGAGGCAGACUGGUUUUAUUGAGCGUGAGGAGGUUAAGCAAAUGGUCAUUGCUAUUUUGAUGGAAUCUGGUGUGAAAUUAUCAGAUGACCUUCUUGAGACCAUUAUAGAUAAGACAUUUGAAGAUGCUGAUGCCGAUAGGGAUGGAAAAAUAAAUCAAGAAGAAUGGAAGGAAUUCGUGUUACGCCACCCUAAACUGUUAAAGAACAUGACGCUGCCCUACCUAAGGGACAUUACAACCGUCUUCCCUAGUUUCAUCUUCAACACUGCAGUUGAAGAUUAAGCAGUAUUGGGAUUGCUUGAGCUACGCAGGAUUCCUAAUCCUGAUGACUGGUGUCUGCUGAUUAUGUCAACGUUCUUGUUAAAAUGGCUACCCAACUACUGAGAACCAUAUGUGAUCAAUCAUGAGCACUUCAAGAAAAAUCACGUGCAACUGACGGAUGAACAUUACAGCAGACACCUACCAUCCCGUCUGCUAUAAACCAAGGCUCCUCCAGGGUGGUGAAUUGACGAUGGAUCUUCCCAUUCCGAUUUCUUAUUGCCGUUUUUUUCUUCUCGAAAUGCAUUGAGUUGGUAACUGUAAAUACAUCUAGCAUUCCUUGAGUGCUCAGAAAUUCAGAAGCAACUGUACAUAUGUUAUACUGUACUAGGAAAGCGAAAAGAUCCUUGUGUGCCAGCCAGUUUUGAAAUGGCCAAUUGUUGUGUGCACCUCUUCUGAACAAGUAGUAGAUGGAUGAGACCUAUUAAAUUGUUAAUGACUGUUGUUAGAAAGAAUGAAUAAGACCUUUGACUUCUUUC
This is a messenger RNA of Panicum virgatum (switchgrass), 1500 nucleotides long. Its product is annotated as calcineurin B-like protein 9. The record is from RefSeq and is a predicted model, not a curated record. Gene Ontology annotation, molecular function: calcium ion binding; kinase binding. The coding region runs from base 86 to 985 and encodes 299 amino acids. Lineage: Eukaryota; Viridiplantae; Streptophyta; Magnoliopsida; Poales; Poaceae. The transcript is spliced from 9 exons. Gene Ontology annotation, biological process: calcium-mediated signaling.